Molecule: messenger RNA, 1077 nt
Organism: Cooperia oncophora
Lineage: Eukaryota; Metazoa; Nematoda; Chromadorea; Rhabditida; Trichostrongylidae
Source: the annotation of a GenBank genome assembly
AUGAGUGAGUGUGUGAGUGAUUAUACUCGUGAACGUUACGGUGGUCAACUGCCAUCAUCACCAUCGUCAUCAGCAUGUGGAUCGAACUCGUCAUCGACAAGCAACAACACACCUGUGUCGAAACCGUCGAAACCGAAGAAAGAAGUGAAGACGGAUGUGAGUAACCUGAUGGCAGCAUUACGCAAUGGCACGCCAGCGAUGCCUGCUGGUAUCCUUCACAAUUUGAUGCAGACGGUGAAUCCAUUCCAAAUGAUGCUUAAUCCGCAAAUACCGACAUCGUCAGCCAAUAUUAAUGCGGCACAAGCAGCAAAUCAAAUGCUGCAACAAGCAGGACUCACAAUCAAUUCGUCGGGGCAGAUCAUGCAGUCGAAGAAAUGGCGACGGGAUGAGCGACGUCAACGCGAACUCGAGCAGAGGUUGGCGCUGGCGUUGACCACCUCACAUCUCACGUCUGAAGCACUGGCCAAUCCACUUUGGAAAGAGCUGCUCGAGGCUGCACAGCCAAAGUUUACCCUCAACGACGAUCCACAGUACUUUGAACAGCUGAUUUCCACGCUGCACCUUCGCCUUUUGCAAUCGAUUCGUGCUCUUUUGUCAUCGGCAGUCUGCGUGUCUGUGCUAGUGGACUGUGUUCGUUUGGCACCGAUCGCUGGUUCUGAUGAGCCAUUGUUCAGACUGUGCGUCUCGGCUGCGUUCCCAGCAUUUAUUAAUCAAAAAUACGAGUCAUCCUGCUUGCCUUUCCGUCCGCUUGUUCAAGCUGAUAAUACGUCGGAAUCCGUUGCGAUGACGAUCGAUCAGGUAUUGAACGACUACGAUCUGCCACAGGAGAAAGUAACACGUGUGGUAUGUUCUGGCUUGAAACAACUCUUGGACGAUGACUAUGGUAGCGUGGUUGACAAGCAGAUGGAACCGUUCAGUCAGAGAAUCAUGAACUGUUUCACGCACUUUCUCGAGUCAACCCCUGCUAUUGACGAACUACGAAAGAGCGUCUAUCAGAUGAUCUUUGGGUUCGUCACACGGCCAGAAUCGUUACAAGCGCUGAACAAGGCAGCAGGUAUGUUGUACAGAACAUUCUGA